Plasmodium yoelii is the source of this 1647-nucleotide messenger RNA. RefSeq names its product RING zinc finger protein, putative. Gene Ontology annotation, biological process: ubiquitin-dependent protein catabolic process. Lineage: Eukaryota; Apicomplexa; Aconoidasida; Haemosporida; Plasmodiidae. Bases 1 to 1647 code for a protein of 548 amino acids. The record is from RefSeq and is a predicted model, not a curated record. The transcript has a single exon. Gene Ontology annotation, molecular function: ubiquitin protein ligase activity.
AUGACCAAUAAUCAAAAUAUAGAAAAUGAUGGGAAUGAAAUAAAAGAUGUUAAUGUAAAUAUAGAGAAUGGUGGGAAUGAAAUAAAAGAUGUUAAUCAAAAUAUAGAAAAUGGUGGGAAUGAAAUAAAAGACGAUAUAAAACAUAUCGGAAUAACAGAAGAAAAUAUAAAAACUGAUUCUAAAAUAACAACAAACAAUUAUAGAAAUGGCAAUUCAAUCAAAAUAGUGAUAAAAGAAAAUGAUAAUAUAAAUUAUAAUGAAUCUAAUAUUUGUAGUACUAUUUUAACGGACGAAUUUAAAAAUGGCGAAAAUGGAAAUAUAACAAAAUGUCCUGAGAAUGUAGAAUGUGUUGAAAUGAAUAAUGACAUAAUAAAUAAUGACAUAAUAAAUAAUGACAUAAUAAAUAAUGAACAAAAUUUGGCUAAUGAACAAAAUUUGGCUAAUGAGCAAAACUUGGCUAAUGAGCAAAACUUGGCCAAUGAGCGCAUAUAUGGUAGAAGCGAUAGCUCGAGUAGUUUAACUGUAGAUGAAGAUCCAAAUAUAUCAAGAAGAGCAUAUAGAAGCUUUCACAUAUGCUCAAUUUUUAUUCAUUUAGCAUUGUUAUUAAUGAUUUUAUUAUUGUUAGCAACAUUAAUUAAUGAGUAUACAAUAUUUAUAUCACCAGAAAAAGGAAAAGCAAUGUUUUAUGUUUGUGGUAUAUUAUUAGGUUUGCUAUGUUUACAUGCAUGUAUAAAUUUAUAUAUAUCUUUAAUGUUUUUAGCAGAUUAUGAGAUUUCAAGAUACAUAAAAAGUUUUGAAUCAAAAAUGCAUGUGGUUGUUUUAUUAUAUUUCUUUUUAUGUCUAUAUGUAUAUUUGUUUGAUGAUAAAAAUAAUCCUAUACGCCCAAUAUUUUUCUUUGCUUUAUUAUUAUCAGUUAUUUAUUAUUUUAUGCCAUUAUUUUUAUAUAUUGUAUUGAGGAUUUUAUUUUUUAUUGUUAUUUUUACAAUAUUAUUUAUGAAAAGAAAAAGCCCAACCCCAAAAUGUGUGUUAAAAAAAUUAAAAAUUAUUAAAUAUAUAGAUUACAAAAAUUAUUGUGAAAAUAUACGAGCAAAUCAAAUAUCAAUAUCAGAAUUAAAUGAUAAGAAUAAUAAACAAGAGAAUGAAAAACUAACAGAUAAGGAAGAUUGUACUUUGAAAAAUUCUGAACAAAAUAUAUCAUCCAAUAAAAAUGAAAAUAAUAAUCAAAAUUUAAAUAAAAAUAGUAAAAUUGAAAAAAAUAAUAAUCAUGUAAAAAUAGAUAAAGAAGUAUGUAAUAGAAAAAUAAAUAAUAUGAAUAGAUUAAAUUAUUAUUCUAUUAAUAUAUAUGAUAAAAAUAAGAAAAAAAAUAUUUCAUAUAAAUCAAAAAAUAUAGAAGAUGAAAAUAAAAAAAAUAAUAUAUAUGAUAAAGAAAAUGGUGAAAUAAAUGAUUAUAUUAAAAAUAAUUCAUUUUACAUUAAUAUUGAAAAUGAAAAUUAUAUGUGUGCAAUUUGUUUUGUUGAUUAUUUAGAUGAUGAUCAUAUUUGUGUAUUGCCAUGUAAUUACAUGCAUUAUUAUCACAAAGAUUGCAUAUUUACAUGGUUAAAGAAAAACAAUGAUUGUCCUUUGUGCAGAAAACAUAUAACAAUUUAA